GAUCACUGAGCAAACAGAGAUCCGUGGCCAGCUGGACUUUCGUGAGGAAGAGUGCGUUCCCGUGCCGCUCAAUGAGGUGGAGCCGGCUGUUGAGAUCGUGAAGCGGUUCUGCACCGGUGCCGCAUCCUUUGGAUCUAUCAGUGAUGAGGCACAUCGAGCCAUGGCCAUCGCCAUGAAUCGAAUUGGCGGAAAGAGCAACACGGGCGAAGGUGGUGAGGACCCGAUGCGUUUCACUCAACUGGAGCCUGGAGAGUUUGAAGCCGGUGCCGUGAAAUGGGACAUUGUCGGAGGGGAUACCUUCCGCUCCAAGAUCAAGCAGGUGGCGUCUGGACGCUUUGGUGUGACCGCCGAGUAUCUGGCGAACGCAGACGAGCUCCAGAUCAAGUUGGCCCAGGGCGCCAAGCCUGGUGAGGGUGGCGAGCUGCCAGGCUACGCCUGGGGUGGGGCUGAUCUCCCCUCCGCCGCACCACGAUAUGUACUCCAUUGA
Molecule: messenger RNA, 487 nt
Organism: Cladocopium goreaui
Lineage: Eukaryota; Dinophyceae; Suessiales; Symbiodiniaceae
Source: the annotation of a GenBank genome assembly